UUCCCGGUCUGUCGUUUGCGUAUGACGUUUCACGCAGUACUUCCUUGUUUAGUAGCAUUACCAAAAUGCAACAGUGCCGCGUAAUUUCGCGUUCAUUUUUCAUAUUUACCGGUGUUCGGCAUUGGCUGCACCUUCAUCGUCACCCUUUAAAUGAGUGUUGGCACGCUGGCCUCUCUAGACUUGCAGCGGGUUUAGAUAUUGGAUUCUGAGGAGCUGCAGAGAGCCGAAGUGGGAAACAGCGCCGCUACACGCUUCCAUGUGCUGAACUGCUUCUCUUCACCAACCUGUUACACAGAGCCAGAAAGUUGCUACAGUUUUGAUGCAUCUCCUGUGGUCAAUGGUCAGCGGCUUCACUACGCCUUUGAUGUCUGAUCCAACCCUAGAGAGGCAUUUUAAGGGCCACAGGGACACUGUGACAAGUGUGGACUUCAGCUGCAACAUGAAACAGAUUGCCACAGGCUCCAUGGACUCCUGUGUGAUGAUCUGGAACAUGAAACCUCAAAUGCGAGCAUAUCGCUUUGAUGGACACAAAGAUGCCGUCAUAUCCAUUCAGUUCUCUCCCUCAGGCCACCUGGUGGCCUCCGCCUCCAGAGACAAGACUGUACGCCUUUGGGUGCCCAGCAUCAAGGCUGAGUCGACAGUAUUCAGGGCUCACACAGGCACAGUACGAAGCGUGAACUUCUCUGGUGACGGACAGACUCUGGUCACAGCCUCUGACGACAAGACCAUCAAAGUCUGGACCGUCCAUAGGCAAAAAUUCCUCUUCUCUCUCAACCAGCACAUCAACUGGGUCCGCUGUGCCAAGUUUUCUCCAGAUGAUCGUUUGAUUGUGUCAUCCAGCGAUGAUAGGACUAUAAAGCUGUGGGACAAGAACAGUAGAGACUGUAUCCACUCCUUCUAUGAGCAUGCGGGUUAUGCAAACCACGUGGCCUUCCAUCCCAGUGGAACCUGCAUUGCUGCAGCCAGUACGGACAGCUCUGUCAAGGUGUGGGACAUCCGCUCCCAUAAGAUGCUGCAGCACUACCAAGUCCACAGCGGCGUGGUGAACGGUGUGUCUUUCCAUCCAGCUGGCAACUUCCUCCUUACUGCUUCCAGUGAUUCCACAUUGAAGAUACUGGACCUGGUAGAGGGCAAGCUGCUUUACACACUGCAUGGACACCAGGGUCCAGCAACCUGUGUCGCCUUCUCGAGGACAGGAGAGCACUUUGCCUCCGGAGGUUCUGAUGAGCAGGUAAUGGUGUGGAAGAGCAACUUUGACUGUGGCGAGCAUGCAGACGCUGUCAGGCUACACCGUGAAUCUGCCUCCAGACUGCAGGAGCCCUCUGCCAGCUCGACGGCCCACCUGCCCCUUGACUCACAAACGUCCUUGUACCGUGGCCAGACCAACGACUCGGCCGAGUUUUGCAACAGACAGUACUCCCAAACCGCCUCUCAUUCUCAGACCCAUACCACAGCGGCAGCCGCAAUAGGGCUCCCAGCCCCAAACCUCCAGAGAUCCCAGCACCCGUUCCUCCUCCUCCCAGCAGACACAGGCCCAGGGCUUGCCCCAGCAUUCAGCCCACCCUCAGGCCCAGGCUGCAGACGGAGGGGUGCCUCCUUCUCUAGCCAGCACCCUGGAGCACAUUAUUGGUCAGCUGGAUAUUCUCACUCAGACUGUAGCUAUCUUGGAGCAGCGGCUGACACUGACAGAGGACAAGCUGAAGGAGUGUAUGGAGAACCAAGUGGAGAUUGGUCUGCGUCUACAGAGCACAGAUCAGGCCUAAAGAUGGUGACAGGUUGAUGCUAUGUUUACCAUCGGGGUUACAUGGGUGUCAGAUCAACGGCGUUGACAGACACAGCAGAGCCCUAAUGGUUUAGAGUGGUUAGAGUUUAAAAAACACUCCAAAUAUACAAGCACAUGCGCAGGCAGUCUCACACAUGCAUGUUUCCCUCUGGGUUUAAGUGAACACUUUUACUGAUUGGACUUGCAAUGCACACUUAGUGUUGCUGCUGAUGCAUUGUGUCUUGUUAUGUUACAAAGAGAUAUCACAACUGAAGGAGCUGAAUAUUAGAGAAGUUGUUCCGCCAGAAUAGUGCUGAGAGCAGGCUCUUUUCUGCUGAGUAAGGACCUGCUGCCACUAGUUGCCGGGGCGGGUGUGUGUGUGUGUGUGUGUGUGUGUGUGUGUGUGUGUGUCUAUGUCGUAUGUCUGUGGCUGUGCGCCGGGCAUAUGCAGGGGACCUUUGUACUUGCCUAUGCAUGUGUGUGCAUGUUUGUAUCUCUGUGUGUUUGUGUGCAUGAGUGUCUCGGGUGCCACAUGUGCAAGAUGCUAUCGUGUCAGUGAUUUUUUUUUUUUUUUUUUUGUUAUCUCUUAACACAUACACACAUCUUAAAUGUCAGUCUUGCACAGUUUUUUCUGUGGACAUCUCUGUUUAGUUGCACUAAAGCUAGGAAAUGAAUUAAACUGAAAUUAUUUGGAAAUGAAAAGAAAAAAAUUGAGCCUCCUUUUCAGUGUUUUGAGUGAUUGUUGAAAGAGGAAGUUGUUAACUGAUUGCUGAAUUGAAAUGUGACCUUACUCACUGCGUUCACUCCCAAAGGAUAAUUAAUUGUUCACAGCAGUUUAUUCAUUUACAUGUUCAUCAGUAAAAAGACAUGAUCUCAACAUGACUUAGCAAACUCACACCAGUAGCACAGAUCCAUUACCGUGUCUCUCUCUUUUUUUUUCCUUUUUUUUUUUUUAAGAGUUCAGAAAACCUGAUUGUUAUUAGUUUGAAAAUGAAGCUUUUAUAUUUCGUCUUUUUACUUUUUUGAUGCAUAUGUAACUUUAUAUUGAACAGUAAGUUAAGUGUUUUGUCUUUAUAAUAAAUGUUUUUUAAUCAUA
This is a messenger RNA of Myripristis murdjan (pinecone soldierfish), 2858 nucleotides long. It is a transcript of the gene poc1a, whose product is annotated as POC1 centriolar protein A. Gene Ontology annotation, cellular component: ciliary basal body; centriole. Gene Ontology annotation, biological process: cilium assembly. Gene Ontology annotation, molecular function: protein binding. Lineage: Eukaryota; Metazoa; Chordata; Actinopteri; Holocentriformes; Holocentridae. The transcript has 11 exons. The record is from RefSeq and is a predicted model, not a curated record. The coding region runs from base 320 to 1780 and encodes 486 amino acids.